Molecule: messenger RNA, 960 nt
Organism: Ixodes scapularis (black-legged tick)
Lineage: Eukaryota; Metazoa; Arthropoda; Arachnida; Ixodida; Ixodidae
Product: regucalcin
Exons: 5
Coding region: 1-921 (306 amino acids)
Biological process (GO): L-ascorbic acid biosynthetic process
Molecular function (GO): calcium ion binding; gluconolactonase activity; enzyme regulator activity
Source: RefSeq, a predicted model, not a curated record
AUGCCGGGACUUCGGGUUCGCGUAUCAUCCAAGCGCCGGUGCCAGAUGGGCGAAGGACCGCACUGGGACGAGAAGGCCCAAGCCCUGCUGUACGUCGAUUGCUACGCGGGCUGCGUCAGCAGGCUCGACCCCGAGACGCACGAAGACAUCGACACUAUACACUUUGAGGGGACCAUUCCAUUCGCGAUACCACUGGCCAACCACCACCACAAGAUCAUCAUCGGCCAUAAUCACUACGUCAAGUUGACGGACAUGAAGAAGCGCCACGAGGAGUUGAUCGCCAUGGUCGAGACGGAGAACGCAGGCACGAGGCUCAACGACGCUAAGUGUGACGCCGCUGGUCGCCUAUGGACAGGCACCAUGGCCAUCGACAAGAAGCCUUUCAGCGUGGAGCCGGAACAGGGUUCUAUGUACAGCAUCGAGAAGAAGCACAUCCGCAAGCACAUCGAGCGGAUCACGCAGCCCAACGGCAUCGCCUGGACGGCCGACAACAAGAAGAUGUUUUUCGUUGACUCUUUACCGAGGAAGCUGUACGUCUACGACUUCGACAUCGGCAAAGGGGACAUCAGUAACCAGAAAGUGGUUGCGGACUUCAACCACCAACAGUACUGCGAUUUGGGACACCCGGACGGCGUCACCAUCGACCAAACGGACAAACUUUGGGUGGCAUGCUACAACGGGGCCCACGUCGUGAAGAUCGACCCUGUCACAGGAAGUCUUGUUCAGAAGGUGAAGAUCCCCACGCAGCUGGUGACGUCUUUGUGCUUUGGUGGUCCCCGCUAUGAAGACAUGUUCGUGACAACGAGCUUCAUUGGCCUAACUCGGGACCAGCUACAGAGUCAGCCGGACGCCGGCGCCAUCUUCAAGGUUUCGGGAAUUCCGGGAACGAAAGGACUACCGCCUAACUGCUUCGCAAUGUGAGGGUCCGGCGCCGGGGGGCGCCAUGGACCGGUCAAUAAA